Corythoichthys intestinalis (scribbled pipefish) is the source of this 5054-nucleotide messenger RNA. It is a transcript of the gene bag2, whose product is annotated as BCL2 associated athanogene 2. NCBI's taxonomy places the organism in Eukaryota, Metazoa, Chordata, Actinopteri, Syngnathiformes, Syngnathidae. Gene Ontology annotation, molecular function: adenyl-nucleotide exchange factor activity; protein-folding chaperone binding. The transcript has 3 exons. The record is from RefSeq and is a predicted model, not a curated record. Gene Ontology annotation, biological process: protein stabilization. Bases 3855 to 4481 code for a protein of 208 amino acids.
AAAUAUGGCAUAUUUUAGAGAUGGUUUGAGUUGCGAUUAAUUACGAUUAAUUAAUUUUUAAGCUGUGAUUAACUCGAUAAAAAAUUUUAAUCGUUUGACAGCCCUAGUUAAAUGUACACCUUAUGCCUAAUAUAUACAGUACUGUGCAAAAGUUUUGUUGAAUGUAUAUAUCGGUCAUUGUCUUUCCAUUCCAACAAUAAUUUUAGUAACGGAAAUAAUUACUUUCUCUGGUAACUAGUUACUUUUACUAUAGAGUAAUUCAGUUACUAACUCAGUUACUUUUUGGAAGAAGUAGUGAGUAACUAUAACCAGAGGUGAAAGUCGGCCAGAACGGUCAGUAACGCAGUUCCGGUAUAAGUUUCAGAGCCAGAACGCAGUUCCGAUAUACGAUUCAGGAGCGGAAUGCUGUUCCGGUACACGGUGCUUUGAUUCCGAAAAUAUGACAGCAACUGUCAAAACGUGAUGUAAAAAAAAAAAAAUGCUAAGCUGCCACACAUGAAUUUCAGUUUCAAGAAAACAAUCUACCAACAUCUGAUAAUACACAAGUGUUAAAAACAAGCAUAAUAAAGUACUUGUGUAGGGUAAUUGUUUCCACCAAUAUUUAUUUAUAUAUUAUUUAUUUUAUUCCACGAACGGCAUGGAGGUUUUUCCCCAGCUGCCGCAGUUAUCUGAGUCUGACGAUGAUGAGUCAUGUAAAUGUGCGAAUGCACGCAGCAAGGCAAAACGCCUGGGCUCAUUUAUGCGUUCAGUUGGCUGACAUACUGACAUGCGAUCAGCAGAGAUGGUUAGCUCUGGUUGGUUCAAAUGUGCAUGUUUUCUGGAACAGCAAAAAAAAAAAAAAAAGUUGUUGAAUUGAUACGACAAAAAAAGGGCAAUGCAACAUAAAAUGGAUCAAAUCUUUAAGGGCGAUGAAAGAGUUGAGGUGACAUACUGUAUUUAUAUUGUUUUAUUUGCUCUGAUGGGGAGGCUCAGAACAUCUUAGCUGUCAAUGUGCACUUUGGACUUUGAAUUUCUUCAUUUAUGUUAGACUACUUAUUCAUUUCCUUAUUCAAAAAAGUCAAUGUUCGCGUGAUCUUCAAAAUAUAUUCCAUUUCACUCUGCAUAAUAUACAGUAAGUCAUUGGUACUUAUUUUUCUGAAUGUAUGUUACCUAUAUCAUUAUCAUUACAAAAAAAAAGUAAAUGUUUACAUUAACUUCAAUUUUAAUACAUAUCCUAUGUUCUUAAGUAGUUAAAAUUGAGAUUUGGCAUUUAGUAUGUGAAGAAAUGAAGGAAAAUAAAAAUUAGCAGAUGGAGGUUGGGGUUGCUGUUUUUGGUAACCUUUAUUUUGAAAAUCAUUGAAAAAAUACAAUUUUGAAUGAAAAUCAGUUUUUGUAUGUGUUAUAGAAAUAACUGCGCUAAAACAGUUUUCUUUGCAUUUCAGUAGUUUAAGAGGUUUGGAAUGCCCCCCCCCCCACCCCCCCCAAAAAAAUGAAAGAACAAAAAUUAUAAAUAAAUAAAAUUUCUGGCUCUUGGCGGCCUUCACAUCGGGGAGUUCCGGCAAGAAGCUCUAGCCACUUUCACCCCUUACGAUAACUAAUUACUUUUUUAAAGUAGCAUGCCCAACACUGGUCAUUAUUUAAUGCAAAUAAGGUUGCGUAAAAGUUGGUGGGGACAAUUUGCGCACCCUGAAAAGUUGGUAGUAUUGUGUCCCUACAGUCCCUGUGCAAACUAUGUUUGGGAAUCUCUGGCAUGAAGCCGAUUCGAUAUGUAUCUAGAUACACAGGUUACGAUUCGAUUCAAACACGAUACAUUUUUAAGGCCGACCGAUUCGAUACGAUUCGAUACAGUUUAAGAACGAUACGGUUCGAUACAGAGUGAAAACGAUACGAUAGUAAACAUUUGUUGUUUGUGUUCGUACAGUAUUUCAAACAUAUAAAAAAAGACCACAUUUCUAAUAGCAAAAUUAAACAACAAAAUUUUAUACCAAUGUUAUGUUUUAUUUUUUAUUGAAAAAAAAAAUAAAUAAAUAAGGCUUACUAUAUGACCGUCAUUUUGUUGGAUGGGAUUGAUAAUAAAAUAAAACUCCAGUGACAGACAACAAUAAAGUGCAGUAAUUCAAUUACUGUAUUUCCUGGUGUUUUGAACACAAGAGGUAAGUAAUUUAAGUGCAAACUUUCAACGUAAACAUCUUACAAACAAAAAAUAUUAAUUAUAUGCAGCAGCUCUAGAAAAAAAGAAUUAAACCUGCAAUGUUAUCAUAAAUAAAUAAUCAAUUAUGCUUUACCCUUGGUAUAAUUGGAGGAAUAAAAACAUGGCAUUUUAGACAGACAGGUCAAUAAUCAUUACUUUAACCUUAUACACAGCAGUCUUUCACUUAUGCCUGUGCUUCCACAUUUUUUUAUUCCUCAUCACUGUCCAUAUCUUUUUUGAAAGGCAGAUUUUUUCUUGAGGAAGAUCAACUAAUCCACAUGUUAAUGUUUAAGUAGACUGCGUUUCGUGGGGAAAAAAAAUCUCCAGAGGGUCGUGCUGCCCUUUUCACCAUUGUAGUAGGUUAUUUUUCAGGGUUAGAAACUCACGAUCUCUGUACCGCUCCACACUUCACACUAGCUCUGUCCCAUGCGAACAGAUCUGGCUGCCUUCCUCAGUUCAAAGUCCGACUUUUGUUUUUCCUGGAUGCGUUGAAAAUCAAUUGCUGCACGUCGCUGGCGUCGGUGCUCAAACUGUCCAUUGUUUUAGCAUGUUGCUUCGUUACCACUACUAGUUUCGUUUUCGUUUUGGGCUGUGAAGAAAACGCUACGCAGCGUGUGUUACAGUGGUUUUGUUAGCUUUCGCGUUGUUAUGACAUGCCCGUGACGAUCGGGUAAUGACGGCGACUAGUAGCGGUUCUGCCGUUGCACGGGAAAUUGCGCGUGCGGUCUCAAUCUGAGUGCGCUGUGUGGUGAAUGACACAAGCGCAGCAUGUGAAGUAAAAGCUAAAUUAUCAUCCCAUUAAGCAAUGCAUUGAACUUAGGCAUUGUGCUCGCGAUAGCCGAAUUCUAUCUCUACUAUCGGUUCAUUGAAUAUUUAAUGCAGGGGUGGGCAAACCGGUCCUCGAGGGCCGCAGUGGGUCCUGGUCUUUGUUCCAACUGACCCAGCACAGAUAGUAUAACCAAUGAGGUUUCAGCAGAAAUGAGAAGCACCUGACUGCAAUCAACUGAUUGCAUUUGUAAAACAGCAGACUGGUGAAAAUGUGUCCUCUUAAUGGGUUGCAACAAAAACCCGCACCUACUGCGGCCCUUUGUAGAAUAGUUUGCCCACCCCAGAUUUAAUGGCUAAUUACUGUCGAAUGGUAACUUUACUAUCGAUACAGCUGUAGCUCUCACCUGUAAAACCGGAUAUCCGGUCGUAUCGGUUUAUCGUUCUCAAGCUUAGUGCAAACCUGCGCCCUCGGUUGUGCUGUCCCUACCAAUGUUGAGACCAAACCGAUACCUUGUUUUAAAGCAAGUGCUUUUGCACUUUUAUUUGAGUAAAAAUUUCUAAAGAUAUUUGUACUUAAUUUUACAUAAUUUUUGCACCUGUAGCUGUUGUUUAAAAAAAAAAAAAAAAAAAAAAAAAAAGUACUUCCUACACAACGGUCUGUGGCGAAUCAUGGAGAAAUGUGCUGCAAAAUGUUUUCUGUCCACUAGAGGUCCCCCGAACUCGUUUUUGUCAUCGUCCAUUCGGGACUCUUCGGAAAACCUCGGUGAAGUCGAAGAGAGGAAGUCCAUACCAUGUUUGGCGAUGUUCCCGAGGGCAUUCAACUGGACACUUGUAACAGCGUGUAGUGUACUACAUUGGGAGUACUCACUCAGAACGGAUUACUUUAAAACGAUAUAGAAUAUUCUAAACGGCCGCAAUGGCUCAAGCUAAAAUACAAGCAAAAAUCAACGACGUGUCGAGCGGCAAGUUCAACAGAUCUAUGUCCAUGGCGGACCGGGCCGGACAACUUUUGUCGAAUUUGGAUCAGCUGGAGUUGAGGGUGGAGGCGCUCCGCGAAACAGCUUCGGCCAUGGAGCAGGAAAGGGAGUGCAUCCUGGAAAUGAUUCAAUCCUUACAAAACAGUCAAGAAAUGCACAACAUCAGUGCUGGAGAGAAAGAGGAAUUGACUUUAACUGCCGACCGACUGAUGGGCCGCACGUUAUCGGUAGAGAUCAACGUGGGCACCAUCAGAAGCGGUCAACAGGAGGAGGCCCUGCGCCAGGCCACAUCCAUCAUCGACGAAAUCGUGAAGAAGUUGUUGGUUGACAUGACCGAAUCAAAGCAGCGGCUCCUCGCCUUGCAUUCGGCGUGCGUGACAGAGGCGCCGCCCGUGCCCAUUGACCAAAAGUUUCAGGCCAUUGUGAUCAGCUGUGCUCUGGAGGACCAGAAGAAGAUCAAGAGAAGGCUAGAGACGCUGCUGAGGAAUGUUGGAAAUGCUGAGAAGAAUAUUAAGAUCAUGGAUCACCAGAAAUUAGAGGAGCCAAAAACCAACGGCAGUCAAUAGGAUUCGUCACCAAACCCUGAAAUGUCCUCCCUGUCUUAAGUAAACUCUGUAGUAUGCGAUGAAGCUACUGUGGAUGCAUACGGUACAUUUGUUGUGUACGAUGGGGCCAAAAUUACAGCAUGUAAAAGUUAUUAUCCCAGCAUGUAAUAUUUAUGUCACAGUUAAAUAGAUCAUUGAGGUUUAACUGCACUACCUCAAUGCAUGAAGACAAUAGAAGUCACGUUAAGAUGAGGAUUUGUUGCCAAUAAGGUGCUUGUUUUGUUUGUUUACGAGUGAAUAAAAUCAUUAUUAAACAAGCUAAAAGCUACUUGUUGCUUUAUCAACUGUUUUGAUCUCAAACUUUCUACUCAUGUCCUUCCGACUCAAUUAUAAGCGAUUAUGUAAAAUGAAGAACAUGACGCUUUUUCAAGAAUAUGUUAAAAAGACAUGUUGAUUCCUGUCAACUUGUCUCUGCUUUGAGAUCAAUUCUUAAAGCGCAGAUGUGUUACUGAUGACUGAAUUUUGAAGUCGUCAUUUCCAUGUGGUCACAUUUUAAGGAAGUGAUAUAUUUGAAGGGUCAAGGUCAGAGGUGGG